Messenger RNA from Hyposmocoma kahamanoa, 1357 nucleotides. It is a transcript of the gene PGAP5, whose product is annotated as metallophosphoesterase 1-like. The transcript is spliced from 7 exons. Gene Ontology annotation, molecular function: hydrolase activity. Gene Ontology annotation, biological process: GPI anchor biosynthetic process. The record is from RefSeq and is a predicted model, not a curated record. Bases 194 to 1285 code for a protein of 363 amino acids. NCBI's taxonomy places the organism in Eukaryota, Metazoa, Arthropoda, Insecta, Lepidoptera, Cosmopterigidae.
UGACAUUAUAUGUAUGUACUAGCCCUACAUAUUCAAUAGCAACGACAUGUUUAUAAAAUAUGUUGGAAUCUAAUCUACCUACUCAAGAUUUUGGCAGGUACUAUUUUUAAUGCGAUAAGAUAAUACUGAUAACCUGCUUAAGUUCAUCGGAUAAAAAAAACAUUUCCUAAAAGCGCAUGGUUACAAACAAACAAUGCGGCGGGUUACAAGAAAAAUAGUGAUUUUUGUAUUCGGCAUUGCUUUAAUUGUGAUUUAUUGUGAAUUCCUGAUUUACUAUGUGGUAAUCGCACAGUGCGGCUGGUGGCCAUUACCAAAUUCAAGCGGACCAGUGUUAAAGGCCCUCUUCUUGUCGGACACCCAUUUGCUGGGAUCCUAUAGAGACUCCUUAUUCAUUAAAAUAAGACGCGAAUGGCAAAUGUACCGGGCCUUCCAUGCUAUCAUUGAUUUACAUUAUCCAGAUGUGGUUUUCGUGUUAGGCGAUCUGUUCGACGAUUAUCAGCAGACCGACGAACAAUUUCUCAAAGACGUCCAGCGUUACAUGCAGUUGUUCGAAUUGCCACAAGAUAUUAAAAUGCACGUCGUCCCUGGCAACCAUGAUAUUGGAUUCCAUCCCAAAAUGGGAUACGAAAAUGGACCACAAAGAUUUAGGAAAAUGUUUAACGUUUCAACAGUGCAGUUUCUCACAAUAAAAGAUAGUCAUUUCGUUCUUUUGAACUCGAUGGCUAUGGAAGGCGAUAAUUGUUCCCUGUGCCUUGAAGCCAGAAUCGAAAUAGAUAAAAUUUCAGACAUGUUAAAAUGUUCAGAAAAUCAAGACCAGUGCCAGACCCAAGACCAGACACCGAAACUGAAAUAUAGUAGACCAAUACUUUUGCAGCACUUCCCUCUAUACCGAUUAUCUGAUGAACCGUGUACGGAGCCAGAUUCUGCACCGUCAUGGGAGAAGAAAAUUAAAUUCAAAUUGAAAAAAGAUGUAUUAUCUAAAGAAGCGACGGACUAUCUCGUUUCUAAAUUGAAACCCAGAGCCGCAAUUGGAGGUCACACACAUCACGGAUGCAGACUCCAUCACAAAUAUAGUGAUGCAGACUUUUGGGAGAUCUCCGUACCGUCUUUUUCGUGGACAAACAGGCCUGAUCCCAAGUACAUGCUGCUGUCUAUAUCACCGGAUGCAUAUACCAUACACAAAUGCGGCCUACCUUCAGAAAUCACCAUCGCAAUAACAGCCGCAACAUUUCUAUUUCUUCUUAUAUACUACAUUAACCGGAGAACCAUAAGAAUGAUCUCUUAGUUAUCGUUAGUGGAUUAAAUCAAAUACGAUGUUAAUGCCGAUGAUUAUAUUUGACAAUAAAUAUUUUUGACA